Messenger RNA from Anopheles coluzzii, 2770 nucleotides. Its product is annotated as transmembrane protein 26. The record is from RefSeq and is a predicted model, not a curated record. The coding region runs from base 591 to 1676 and encodes 361 amino acids. The transcript has 4 exons. NCBI's taxonomy places the organism in Eukaryota, Metazoa, Arthropoda, Insecta, Diptera, Culicidae.
UCGUCUUUUAAUGACCUUUGACUACAAGAUUUAAAAUUAUGCGAAUUUAUACGCUUCUUGGUACCGAGCUUAAGCAUAAAUUUAGAUUAAGUGAGCGUUAAAGCACAUUCCAAGCUUACCAUUUUUCACGUACCUCUAAUCACGAGCGAACAACCACUAAAAAAAAGCAAAGACAGCCGCAGCAGCGUGCGUCCAUUUAUUACCGAGCUUGUUCACUGCUUUUUCCCACCGGUCGUCUUAACCUCCUGCUCCUCGGUGGCAUAUUAAUGGGAAUGGUUUUACAGGCAGCUUUCUGUUGAUUUAGGGUCAGCACAAAAGUCAACGGUUCACAAGACAUUAGAAUUAAUAGAGCAAGCUCAGUGCCAUUUUUCAACCAGCUUCGUCCUGAACUGUGACGCUGUGAUUCGACGACAAACAAAUGAUUCGUUUUGGGGGCGCUAAACCAUAACACAUUCACCCCUGUGUGGGGCUUUUUUUUCGUUGCUGGCAGGUUCUGCCCGUCGGUGUUCCUCUACCUUUCCAGCAUCGUGCCCGCGAUCUGGCUGCUCGAGCUGGACAAGCUGGACAAGCGCACCCGCUACCAGGACCGGAUGCUGAACGAGACGAUCAAUCUGGCGGCGACGGUCGGCAAGGAUCUGAAGGAUCUGAACAAGAUGCUGGGCGUGAAGAUCCAGCUGCCCGACAUUCAGCUCACCGCCGAGAUGUGGGUGACGCUGAUCGAGCAGUUCCUGAUGCUGGUGCUCAUCAUCGGCCGGUGGAUGCUGCCGAAGGGUGACCUUACCCGGGACCAGCUCAGCCAGCUGCUGCUCGUGUACAUCGGGACGGCGGCGGACAUUAUCGAGUUUUUCGACUCGUUCAAGGACGCGAAGAUAGCGAACGAGCCGGUGCUGGUGCUGCUGACGCUCAGCAUCUGGUCCUGGUCGCUGCUCCAGUUCACGAUCGUACUGUCCGCGACGAGGGCGCGCAAACCGCGCGGCGGUGGGGCCCAGCUGCGCGAUGGCCAGGCUGACGAUGCGAGCUGCUGCAAUGUGGCGUGCUGUAACAUCGAUGUGUGGGGCAUCGCGCUGAACAUACUGCUGCAGGACGCACCGUUCCUAACCUUUCGGCUGCUCAUCAUCGUGCACUACAAAAUCAUCACCUACAUGAACAUCUUCUUCACCUGCAAAAAUACGCUCGUGAUACUGCUCCAGCUGUACCGGCUGUACGUGGUAAACUCGGAAAAUCGGAAAGCGGCCGCCACCAAGCGGCGCCUGAAGAUGCGCAGCAAGGCAGAACAAUCAGCAAGCCGGCAGCAGCAGCAGAAGCAGCGAAAAAUCAGCAAAAGAAAAGUAGCCGACGUUGGAGACGACGAACCGGACCAGCUGGACGCUGGAAGAAAGUCAAAGUCACAUUCGCGGAAAAACAUGCCUCGGUUUCAUCGCGCUUUCCCUUCCCGCAGGUCGUCCUCGUCCCGCAAGGACACUGGCUACUCGACGGCCAGCAGUCAGACGACGGCCGAGCAGCGGCGGCUGCGGAAGUCGACGGCGAAGCCGCGGCCCGGUACCGAGUCGGAUGGGGACGAUCCAUUGCCACCACCGAUCUACAGUGACGAGGAUGAUGGUGGUGAUGGUGAUGAUCGCAACCAAUCGGAUGGUGAGCGUGUUGGACGCCGGUCAAAGGAUGGCAAGGACAGGUAAACAGGGGCUGCACAUGAACUCCUUGUUGCUCUGUCAGGCGUGUUAAGGACAGAUUAAACCUUGCUCCACACAAUUUCACCCCUUGCUUUCGCUACAUAUGCAAGCCUCAACAUUGCUUUGCUUAUCCGUUCAUUAUCCUUUUAGUUUUUGGCUACCAAAAGCAUGCAUUUAAAAAAACCCUCGAGCUGUAGCAUUAAAUGACACCGUGUACUCCAUGUGGGGCAAAACAAAUGCCUUCCAUUCUCAUGUUAGCUUCCUGGAAAAAAGGCUCCCAGCUGCUCGUGAACGUUUGCUUCCAUUGUGCUUCCCCUAGAGCCAUCGCAUGACAGUAGCGGAGGAGUGUUUCGAGCCUCACCCGUCGUCGUCGUCGUCGGCGUACUCGAUUGUUAAUGCUCGAUCGCACGUAAUCCCAUUUCACUGCGAAAAACCCAUCAUCAAGACAUGAAAGCCACGAAAAUAGGCUCUAGUGCCGUGUGGGGGGGAAAGCGAAGGGCGAUGAUCCCACAGCCCGAAACGGUAUGCUAUGUUGGAUUAAUAUUAAUUGAGAAAGAUAUCCUGUAACAGUGCCUCAUAAUCGUGGCUGGAUGUUGGGCUCUCUCCAUCUCGAUCUUCCUACCCUGUCCUACGCCAAGCAAAUUAAGCGUACACAGCACACGCACAUUCGUACCCGGUAUUUCGGUGAAAGCAGCUUUCGGUAAAAGCAGUAUACAAAAAAGCAGCGCAAUGGAAGAUGUUGGACGCUUCUUCGCCGAAGGGUGAUAUUGGUACUUGUGGUGAAAACACGGCCUUUGCCUCAUACACACGAGACGAUGAUGAUGAUGUUUGUGUGUGUAUGAGGUGCUGCUCGUGCACACGUGAGUGUGUGUGUGUUUCGAUGCCAUAUCCUACGAUAAGAGCAUGAGGAAAGCAAUGUUUCCACUUCGACGGACUUUUAUUCCAUUAUAACUUCACCGGAAAAAUGCUCCACCAACAGCCGAGGACGAGCACUCAUCCCCGCUUAUGCUCGUGUAUGCUUAUGUGUGUGUGUGUGUGUGUGUGUGUGUGUGUGUGUGUGUGUGUGUGUGUGUGUGUGUGUGUGUGUGUGUGUGUGUGUG